UUUCUUUUGUUUUGGAUGCUCUCUCUCUCUCUCUCUCUCUCUUCUUCUCCAAUAAAUUUUCAUUUCAAAAACCCCUUACAAAUGCACCCCAACCUGGCAACCUCUUCCAAUCCAAAUUCUCUCCCUCUUUGAAAAAUAAGGAAAAAAAAACCUAAUUUUAAUCAAAACUUGAAGUCCCAUUCAAUCAAAUGCCCUACCUUUCUGCCCACAUUUCUUCCUUGGUUCCUCUUCUUCUCCCUCACCAAGCUUGUACUUCCCUCAUUUUCUGAUUCGCCGACACUUCCCCACUAUUGGGAUUGCACAGUUCCCUCUAGGGUUCCUAUAUCCCAUAUCUUUGUUUCUCCAAUCUCCCAAUCAUCGCCUACGUUUUCGUCCGCUGGGUUUUCUAGGGUUUCGUCCCUGUUCAUCAGAUUGGGGAUUUAAUUUAAUGUUUAAUUGUAUUUCUAAUUGUCGCUUAGGUUUUUAACUACUGGGUAGGAUUCUAUUUUGUGAUAUUUGUUUCCUGAAAUACGCAAAAGUUGGUUAGUAUUUUUGCAGCAAAUGAAAAUUUGAACUUUAAAAGGAAAAACAGAAAAAAUCCUAUUUGGGUUAUUAGUGGUUUUGGAGCUGAAGGUUUCCUUUUGGUUUUUUUUGGAAGAAAGGGUCUACCUAGAGCAAAAAAUUGAUUUCUGUGUUUUUGUAUUUUAGUUGCCAUUGUUAUUUGGGAUUGGGGAAAGAUUCAGCUUUGCUGUAUUGCUUUUGGGACUUUUGGGGUAAAAGGAAGAGUUAUUGUUUGGUGUAGAAGUGAAGGGAAAGCUUAAGCUUGCAUGGGCGAACAUGAGGGGUGGGCACAGCCACCAAGUGGGCUUUUGCCGAAUGGCCUAUUGCCCAAUGAAGCUGCCUCGGUAAUGCGAGUGCUCGACUCAGAGCGAUGGUUGAAGGCGGAGGAGAGAACUGCAGAGCUAAUUGCCUGCAUUCAGCCCAAUCCACCCUCCGAGGAGCGCAGAAAUGCCGUCGCCGAUUAUGUUCAGCGGCUCAUAAUGAAGUGCUUCCCCUGCCAGGUGUUCACUUUUGGAUCAGUACCCCUGAAGACAUAUUUGCCUGAUGGAGAUAUUGACCUGACAGCCUUCAGUAAGACUCAAAAUUUGAAGGACACAUGGGCCCAUCAGGUUCGUGAUAUGCUGGAGAACGAGGAAAAGAACGAGAAUGCUGAAUUCCGCGUGAAAGAGGUUCAGUACAUUCAGGCAGAAGUGAAGAUAAUCAAGUGCCUUGUGGAAAACAUUGUAGUAGACAUAUCAUUCAAUCAGCUGGGGGGCUUGUGCACCCUUUGUUUCCUUGAGGAGGUUGAUCAUUUGAUAAAUCAAAAUCAUUUGUUCAAGCGUAGUAUCAUACUGAUAAAGGCCUGGUGUUAUUAUGAGAGCCGAAUACUGGGUGCUCACCAUGGACUUAUCUCAACUUACGCACUGGAAACUUUGGUUUUAUACAUAUUUCACGUUUUCAACAACUCCUUUGCUGGACCACUUGAGGUCCUGUAUCGUUUUUUAGAGUUUUUUAGUAAAUUUGACUGGGACAAUUUUUGUGUUAGCCUAUGGGGUCCUGUACCAAUUAGUGCACUUCCAGAUGUAACUGCCGAACCUCCGCGAAAAGAUGGGGGAGAGUUAUUACUGAGCAAAUUAUUUCUUGAUGCCUGUAGCUCAGUGUAUGCUGUUUUCCCUGGCGGUCAAGAAAAUCAGGGCCAGCCUUUUGUUUCCAAACAUUUUAAUGUUAUUGAUCCUUUGCGAAUCAAUAACAACCUGGGACGUAGUGUUAGUAAAGGUAACUUCUUCAGAAUACGCAGUGCAUUUGCAUUUGGGGCUAAAAGGCUGGCCAGGUUGCUUGAUUGUGCCAAAGAGGAUCUAUAUUUUGAAGUAAAUCAGUUUUUCCUGAACACUUGGGAUAGACAUGGGAGUGGCCAUCGACCUGAUGCACCACGAAACGAUUUGAGGCGCAUGAGACUUUCAAAUCCAGACCACUUACAUGGAUCUGAGAAUCUCAGGAACAUUUCACGCGACCAAAAAAACGAAAGUUCCUCUGGUCGUGGUACUCAUGGUGACGGGACGCAUGGCUCACUUAGUGUUCCCUCCCAGCAUGGUAGUUAUCCUUUAGAAAGCACAUCCGGGAAAAGUGAUGUGCCUACUGGAACUCAUGCUCAAAGCCAAAAGAAUCAUGGGAACACAAACACUGCUAGGGCGUCUGAUCAGAUUAGAAAGGAAACCAAUUCCAAUCUGGGUGCAAAGGUUGAUAAAGGUCAGAGAAGUGCUAGACCUGAUAACUUGGUGAAUGACCUCCAUGGGAGGUUUCUUUUUGCAAGGACACGUUCUAGUCCUGAGCUUACUGAUUCGUAUGGUGAAGUUUCCUCUCAAGGUAGACGCAACAGAGCCCCCGAGAGUGGGAAAACCCAAACUUAUUCGACAAGGUUGGAUAAUAGCAGGAGGAAAAACCUGGACUCUGGCAGUAUGGCAAGUCACAGAGUUAGAUCUUCAACUGAUGAUCCUUUGUCUGCUAGACACAUCUCAUCCCGUCAAAGCCUUGAUGCUACUGUUGAUUCAAAUAGCUAUCAUGACGAAUCGGGAUUGAAUGCCAUUGCUGAUGAUUAUUCUUCUAUUUCGGGGACACAAGGGAUGCACCAGGAGGAGCAAGAUCUUGUUAACAUGAUGGCAUCUUCUACAGCUCAUGGUUUUAAUGGGCCAGUCCAUCUUCCACUGAAUAUGGCUUCGAGUCACCUACCACUUCCAAUCCCACCAUCCAUCCUUGCUUCUAUGGGAUAUGCUCAGAGAAAUAUGGGUGGAAUGGUGCCCACAAAUUUUCCCAUGAUUGAGACUCCUUGGGGAACAAAUAUGCAAUUUCCCCAAGGUGUUGUCCCAUCGCCGUUAGCCCCUUAUUUCCCUGGCUUGGGGUUGUCCUCGAAUCCUGAAGAUUCAGUGGAACCUAGUAAUGAAAAUUUUGGAUCUGUGGAAAUGAACUCAGGUGAAACUGAUCAUGAUUUCAAUUGCUUCAGGAAGAUGAUAAGCAACAGCACCUCAGGAAGUUCUAUGCGAGUUCAACAAAAGCCUAAAGAAAACCGAGAUGCAUUGAGGGAAGAUCCUGUGGAUAAUUUUCAGUAUCAAGAUAACAAAGGAAAUGAGGUAUACUUUGAUGACCGAACUGUGAGUUCUAGGUCUGCAACUUAUACAAGUUCAGUGAGAAGUAAGACCUCCUCUGAGAGUUCUUGGGAAGGAUCAUCAGCAAAGGUCUCAAAGUCAACAAGGGAAAAACGGGGUAGGAGAACUGCUCUUUCAGCAGCACCGUCUGCUGCAUUUGGGAAAGGCAAGAGCGUGUCUGAACAUUCAUCUACCCAGGCAGAUGAUGACAACAGAGAUUGGAAUCAACCUACGACUUUAGGUGCCGAAAUGGUAGAAAGAAGCACAGGACCUCAACCCGCUGCUUCUUUGCAUGUUCCAAGGCAUCAAAUGCCUGGUUUUGAACCAUCUCAGACAAGUGGAUCAGAUUCGUUGAUACCAUUUGCUCCAGUGCUCUUAGGUCCUGGUUCACGACAGAGAGCUUCAAAUGAUUCUGGGAUGCUUUUUUAUCCUACGGGGCCUCCAGUUCCAUUUGUUACAAUGCUUCCUUAUAAUUACUUCUCAACAGAGACAGGAACUUCAGAUGUAUCAGCUAACCAAUUUAGUAGAGAAGAGGGACCGGAUAAUAGUGAUUCUGGUCAGAAUUUUGAUUCAUCUGAGGGAGCUGAUCAGCCUGAGGUAUUAAGUACUUCUAACUCUAUUGGAAGGGCCGCUCCUAUUGAGGCAUCAGAGCAUAAGUCCGACAUUCUACACAGCGAUUUUGCAAGUCAUUGGCAGAAUUUGCAAUAUGGACGUAUUUGCCAAAAUUCUCGGCAUCCUUCACCUGUGGUUUAUCCAUCACCAGUUAUGGUGCCCCCUGUCUACUUACAAGGACGAUUUCCUUGGGAUGGCCCUGGGAGACCUCUUUCAGCCAACAUGAAUCUUUUCAAUCAGCUUGUGGGUUAUGGGCCUCGACUGGUUCCUGUUCCUCUCCAGUCUGUUUCUAACAGGCCUGCCAGUGUUUAUCAACGUUAUGUCGAAGAGAUUCCAAGAUAUCGUAGUGGGACUGGGACCUACCUGCCAAAUCCUAAGGUUACUGUACGGGAUCGGCAUCCUUCAAGCACAAGAAGGGGGAAUUACAAUUAUGAAAGAAAUGACCACCAUGGUGAUAGAGAAGGAAACUGGAAUACUAAUUCAAAGUCACGAGCUUCUGGCCGCAACCACAGUCGCAGCCAAGGUGAGAAGCCAAAUUCAAGAGCAGACCGUUUGGCAGCUAGUGACAGCCGAGCUGAAAGGCCAUGGAGCUCACAUAGGCAGGACUCGUUCCCUUCAUAUCAAUCUCAAAAUGGUCCUAUCCGCUCAAACACUACACAGAGUGGUUCCACAAAUGUUGCUUAUGGCAUGUAUCCGCUACCAGCCAUGAACCCCAGUGGGGUGUCAUCAAAUGGACCUUCCAUUCCAUCAGUUGUCAUGUUGUAUCCUUAUGACCAUAAUACUGGCUAUGGGUCACCUGCAGAACAACUUGAGUUUGGUUCUCUUGGACCAGUGGGCUUCUCAGGAUUGAACGAGGUUUCACAGCUAAAUGAGGGGAACAGGAUGAGUGGGGUAUUUGAGGAACAAAGGUUUCAUGGUGGCUCUGCUCAACGUUCUUCGCCUGAUCAGCCUUCUUCACCCCACCUCCAAAGAUCAGUGGCCCAGAGGAAUUAUCAGAUGAAAGAUGAGGAUUUUCCACCUCUAGCUUUAACAGAUCAGGAAGGGAAUGAUGAUGGAAGAAACUACAAUGAGAAUCCCUCCCAUUACCAAAGCGUUCUUGUUCUCACCCCAAUCUUAAAAAGGAAGGAAUUUGACUAUCUCAUUCCAUGAUUUCCUAAUAUCUUCCUAAUCACAUCGUAUCUGCUUGGAGCUUUUUGUGUACACUAGAAAGCAAUUUACUUGCUCCAUUUUCAAGAAUACAAGCUUUGGUGGUAAAUGAGGGUGAUGGUGAUGUGAUGAUGAAGGGGAAGGCAGGACUCGGCGUCUUAAAUUCCAGUUUAGGGUUAGGCACUUUGUAACUCUACUGAAGUAGAAACUCGCUUUAGGUUCAGAACUUAGGAUUUUACUGUGUUACAUAAUUGGUCCACCAGAAAUCUCUUUCACACAAUGUACUAGGGUUUUUGGAUCAGUAGCCGUGUAUCAGUUCUCUUUUAUGUACUCUUGUUUAAGAUUUUCAACAGAGUAGUAAUUACACCACCAUAGAUGAAAUUGGGUCAUGUUUGGUUUACUUGACAAUCUUUUAAUUUUCUUUAAACUUUUUUUUUUCUGAUACAGGAAAUUGGUCAUUUUGCCUUCAUUUAUUCUUCAAUAUUUCCCAAAUAGUAAAUUAUGUUUGGUAGUAAAUGUUGAGAAACAUGUGCACCAAGGUUCACAUAUCAUAUUCUUUGUAAGUGUUUGUAGGCCUCUGAGAUUGUAAGUUGGUCCUCUGUCUUCCUAUGUAAACACAACUUCAAAUAAACCUACACCUCCAUUGAAAAGGCUCUUUACCUUUCUUUAGGCAUUAA
This is a messenger RNA of Prunus mume (Japanese apricot), 5593 nucleotides long. The record is from RefSeq and is a predicted model, not a curated record. Lineage: Eukaryota; Viridiplantae; Streptophyta; Magnoliopsida; Rosales; Rosaceae.